CCGCCUCUUUUUCCGUACGGCCCUUCAGGAGCAGGGAUGUGCAGCUUGCUAGUCCCGCCCCUGACCUUGAGUGACAGGACCGCGGACGGCAACAUUUCCAGCCGGACACGAAGUUUGUCGGCCUUUGUCUUGGCUGAGCUGAGUAAGAAAAAGCAGCCAAGAAUAUUAUUAUUGGUAUCUGGAGUUGAAUUUGCCAGGAAUGUGAGCAACCGCUUCCUCGGUAAAGAUCUUGCUUUUGGAAACAUCUUACCCCUUGGCAGCUCUUCAGAGUUCAGACUUGGCAGCAUCAAGAACACAAUACAAGGCUACAUGUCCAAAAUGGGUUGGUAGGAAAGCUCAGAGACUCAAGACAUCAAAGACUUCAUCAGACUUCAUCAGUGUACUUCCAUGAUCACUGCAGCAGUGGGAAGAGAGAGUGGCAAAUUAUGCACUGGCAUUUAGAGUUUCAUUGGUCAAAGCAAAUUGCUUAAUUGCAAAUGGGGAACUUUGAAGAGCAGUGUUGCCCUCUACCAAGAGAGAAAGGAGAAUUGGAAGAUAUGUUUUCCAGACAACAGAGUCUGAGGCACAGCUUAUGCCUGGGUGCAAUACGAGGAGAAGAAUGAAUGAAAAAUGGAAGAAAGAAAAACAGUAUAUGAGAAAAAAGAAACACAAGUUUUCAAACACUGGACAAUAGACAGCAUAGAAUUGUGAUUCCUGAGAGAAGGGAAACAAACAAGCAGGCAUUUUGGAGAUCAAAGAUGGGUAGAAAAGAUGCCUCCACUAUAAAACUUCCUGUUGAUCAGUACAGAAAGCAAAUUGGUAAACAGGAUUAUAAAAAAACCAAACCUAUUUUACGAGCAACCAAAUUAAAAGCAGAAGCAAGGAAAACAGCAAUAGGCAUAAAGGAAGUUGGCCUUGUACUUGCAGCAAUAUUGGCCCUCCUACUGGCUUUCUAUGCUUGCUUUUAUCUCAGACUGUCAACAGAUGUUGACCCUGAUCUGGAACCAGACGAAGAUUAGCUGAGCAGCAGUCAAUUCAUGAAAAGGAAGAUAAUUUUAUCAAAGCACCUCAUGGGACCGAUACUUUCUGAAGUACUGAAACAGCAACAUCUUGACUUCUUUCUACUGAUAGUUUCGGUUUGCAGAAAUAUCUUUUUAAAUAGUUGCAUAGGGUAUCAGGAAAAGAACCUUACCUAGCAAUGUAGUAUAAUGUAUGCUACCAGAUACUUUUAAAAUCUUUAUACUUUGACAGGCAACCUAUUCAUGGUGCAUUUAGAUAACAAGGGAAACAGAUCCUAAAUUCUUCGGAUGCCUUUGGCCAUUUAUGCGUAUAACACCAUCACAUGCAAAUUACUAAAUCUAUUUUUGCUCCAUAUACAUCAUAAAUAAAAGUAUAUAUCCUCAUUUACAGAAACAUUCUCAAAUCACAUUCAGAGCCUAAGAAAGAAUGAAAAGUCAUGGGAAAUUUUUCAUUUUACUAAGAAGCCCUGCUUUCUUUCCAGACGUAUUUUAUAUCACGAGAGAGACUAUCUGCACAUGCAGCUACAGUACUCUUUUUCCUUCUUUGCCAACUGUUCGGUGCACAUGUGCUCCAUCAGAAAUGGCACCUGGAUGACAGAAGCUCAAAGAGUCACAUAUGUCUCUAAAAUAGAGUUCCUUUCCUCUUGGGCUGUCUGAACUGGCGUAAAUAGAAAGUUCAGUUGAUCUUGAUUUUAAUUAACUUAUUACUCUGUUACUGUAAACUUGGAAUUCUAUUUUAAUUAUGUUCUGGCUUCUUGCAGUAUCAGUUUGCCCCUCUUGUUAGGGAGACAUGUAACAGUCUGUCGUUUAAUUGUGCAGUCUUUCUCACACAACAGUCGUAGCAGAAGUCCUACCUACUCACAAUCAUUUUUCUUGUCUCUUAAAUCUGAACAAUACAAAGUUGUUUUACAAAAUUACAGUUUGUCUCUUGUGAGUUAAUGAAUUAGAACUUUUACAUGAAAAAUAAAUAAUAGAAGAAAAUAUGUCUCAUAUUACUCACAUAUGUAGUUCUCUGUUUAUAUAAUUUUUCAAGGUCUUUUCUAUUUUGGGGGUAUAACAACCAAUAUAUUCAAUAUUUUUACUGGUAGUGGAAUUUUCUUAUAUUUUUAGAACACAUGAAUACAUAAAGCUUAGAAAAUGGAAAAAUAUGUGUCCUCAGCAGAGUUGUUAGCUCUGCUACCUUAUAUAAAGAUGUGUAGAAAAUGAAUAAUUUGAAACAUGCACAAAGUGUUUUAUGGUAUAUACAUUGUAUUUAUGGAGAGUAAAUAAAAUGUUAAGAUUGAUUCCAUACUCGCCAAGAGAAGAAGCUUUGAUAAAUACCCUAGGUAUUCUUUGAGACUUUUCAAAUAGUUGAAUAUGACUGUGUGGCAUUAUGUUCUGUAGAAUUUUUUCAAGUAGCAUAAUUUAUUUCAUCAGUGUGAAAACAGCCAAAAGUUCCAGUAUCCUCACAGAUCAUUUAUGCCAAACAUCUAAGGGCAAAAUUUAGCCAGUGUUAUUUACUGAAUUCUAUCCCUUGAAAUCACAAACUCAAGAGACAGACCAAGAGUUCUUACUUACUUACCACAGCAGACCAAUCCAAGUGGCAUUUUUAGGAAAGGUUGCAGCAUUUAAUGCCAUGUGGUAUGUCUGUUCGUGAAGUGGGUGGCAAGGGAAUAUCCAAGCUGGCAUUUUGGAUAUGAUGGGCCUUUUCCUUUCCUGAGUGACAUGCCACAUGUCAAGAAAUACUGCUUUCCCCUACUCCUAUCACAUUUACGUGAACAAUUUUCAUUUAGUUAUUUCCCCUCCCAUAUGGUGUUAAAAACAGAUUAAAUAAAGAUUAUUUCUAAUUUCAGUGAUAAUUUAAAUGAGAGGGUAUGUAAUAAUUGUUUAUUAGAUAUGUGUCCAAGUGAGAUAUAACAGAAUUUACAGCAUUUAAAAUAGAUGAUUAUACCCUUGGAAAUGUUUGAAAAUUCAUUACUCUGAAAAAUACUUUACUGUCUUGUUCUACUCUAGAGGUGUUCUUUUGGAGAAAAAAGUGUUGUUUCUGAUAGUAAUAAAUAUUAGGCUGAACAUAGUAUAAUUAUAGGCAAGUUUCAUUACCUAGUUUUCUUGAUACCCUGAGUCUAUGGCUAGUCCAUUUGUAUGACUGAUUGACUUAUGUUGGCUCCAGAGAACCAUAAGUCCCAAAGGCUAAACUCGGAUUUUAAUAGAUAGCCGGUAAAGUGAGACAACAUAUAUUUACACAACACUAUUUUUGUGAAAUGCAAAAUUUUCAAACUCACAUUAACUGAGAAGCAGCCAAUCCUCUAUUGAGAAAUCCCAGAUUGAAGUCUGGUUUGAAUCUUUGAAGACAGAGAGGUGAUAUCUGGCCUGUAGUUUGAAGGGACCAUACUUUUGAACAGUGGGUGGUAUUUGGCAUAAAUCUGAGACUCGUACCAGACGCAAAUUUUAGGUGUGAGUUUUUCCCCUCCAAUAAUUCGCUGCUUAGAAUAAUCCAGAAGACAAAAACAGAAAAAUUGUGAUGACUUUUCAGAAUGUUAGAAUCUAUUUGUUAACAUACUGUGCAGAAUAAAUUUCAAGUAACGCAGACUUAACAUAUAGCCUAUGGAAUACCGUGAAUGAAGCUUGAAGGGUUGCUGGUCCUUAUUUUGCAUGCAAAAUAAAGAGUAUAUAAAUUCAAUUGAGAAGAGAUGUUGUAAAAAUAUAACCUCAUCUAGAAUUUCUUUUAAAACAGAUGAACAAAAUGCCUAUUGUAAUACAAGUAUAGGGUUUAUUGUUGUUGUAAAGUAGCAAAAAACUUGAAGAUUUUCUAUCUUUUCGAUUUUUCAUAAAGAUGGAAGAAAUACUCCCACCCCAAUCAAUGAUUGUAAGAUCUUGAGAAUAUGUUCUUUUUUAUUUCUGAAAUGCCAACAAUGUAGUGAUCUGAACAUAUUUAAUAAAUGCAUGUUAAAAUUUAA
This is a messenger RNA of Equus caballus (horse), 3934 nucleotides long. RefSeq names its product triple QxxK/R motif containing (gene TRIQK). NCBI's taxonomy places the organism in Eukaryota, Metazoa, Chordata, Mammalia, Perissodactyla, Equidae. The record is from RefSeq and is a predicted model, not a curated record. Gene Ontology annotation, cellular component: endoplasmic reticulum membrane.